AUGCCGGACGCGGCCGCCCACCUGCCCUUCUACUACGGCAGCAUCGCGCGCUCCGAGGCCGAGGAGCACCUGAAGCUGGCGGGGAUGGCGGACGGGCUGUUCCUGCUGCGGCAGUGCCUGCGCAGCCUGGGCGGCUACGUGCUCUCCAUGGUGUGCGACCUGCAGUUCUACCACUACCCCAUCGAGCGCCAGCUCAACGGCACCUACGCCAUCCUGGGGGGCAAAGCCCACUGCGGCCCCGAGGAGCUCUGCGAGUUCUACUCCAAGGACGCCGACGGGCUCUGCUGCCCCCUGCGCAAGCCCUGCAACCGCCCCAGCGGGGUGGAGCCCCAGCCCGGCGUCUUCGACAGCAUGAGGGACAACAUGGUGCGGGAAUACGUGCGGCAGACCUGGAAGCUGGAGGGGGAUGCCCUGGAACAGGCCAUCAUCAGCCAGGCUCCCCAGGUGGAGAAGCUCGUGGCCACCACAGCCCACGAGAGGAUGUCCUGGUACCACGGCAACAUCUCCCGGGAGGAGGCGGAGAGGAGGCUCUACUCGGGGGCACAGCCGGAUGGGAAAUUCCUGCUGAGAGAAAAGAAGGAGAACCGUUCCUACGCCCUGUCCCUCGUCUAUGGCAAGACCGUGUAUCACUACCGGGUGGAUCACGACAAAUCUGGGAAAUAUUCCAUUCCUGAGGGCACCAAGUUCGACACGCUCUGGCAGUUGGUGGAGUACUUAAAACUCAAACCAGACGGGCUGAUUUUCUACCUGAGGGAAGCCUGUCCCAACCCCAACAUGCCAGCCUCUGCAGCACCAGUUCCACCCACCCACCCCUCCGCGAGCAGAACCCUGGGCUCUCUCAAUGCGGACGGGUACACGCCAGACCCCGUAGGGGCAGGAAAAUCCCGCCUGCUGCCCAUGGACACCAGCGUCUACGAGAGCCCCUACAGCGAUCCCGAGGAGCUGAAGGACAAGAAGCUCUUCCUGAAGAGGGACCACCUGAUGAUUGAUGAGGUGGAGCUGGGGGCAGGAAACUUUGGCUGCGUCAAGAAGGGAGUUUACAAAAUGAGGAAGAAGCAGAUCGACGUGGCCAUCAAGGUGCUGAAGAGCAACAACGAGAAGACGGUGAAGGAUGAGAUGAUGAAGGAAGCGCAGAUCAUGCACCAGCUGGACAACCCCUACAUCGUGCGCAUGAUCGGGGUGUGCGAGGCCGAGUCGCUGAUGCUGGUGAUGGAGAUGGCUUCUGGAGGGCCCCUCAACAGGUUCUUGGCUUCCAAGAAGGACGAGAUUACAACGAGCAACAUCGUGGAGCUGAUGCACCAGGUGUCCAUGGGGAUGAAGUACUUGGAGGAAAAGAACUUUGUCCACAGGGACCUGGCAGCCAGGAAUGUCCUGCUGGUCAACCAGCACUACGCCAAGAUCAGUGACUUUGGGCUCUCCAAGGCUCUGGGAGCUGAUGACAGCUACUACAAGGCCAGGACGGCAGGGAAGUGGCCCUUGAAGUGGUACGCCCCGGAGUGCAUCCUCUUCCACAAGUUCUCCAGCAAGAGCGACGUCUGGAGCUACGGUGUGACCAUGUGGGAGGCCUUCAGCUUCGGGCAGAAACCCUACAAGAAAAUGAAGGGCCCCGAGGUGAUCAGCUUCAUCGAGCAGGGCAAGCGCAUGGACUGUCCCCAGGAGUGCCCGGCUGAGAUGUACGCCCUGAUGCAGCAGUGCUGGACAUACAGAUGGGAAGAACGUCCAGGAUUUGUGGCUGUGGAAAACAUCAUCCGCUCCUACUACUACAGCAUUGCUGCCAAGCCCGAGAACGGGCCAGACACGGGGGACAAGGCCAAAGCAGCUCUUCCUUGAGAUUCCUUCUCCGCUCCUCCACCUGCCCUGUGCGGACCUGGGAAGGCUCUUUGUGAAGUUUUGCUUUAAUCUCUCAAAUGCUCCUCAGGAUCUGAGGGCGGGGGACACCCAGCUGUGCCUCCCAGCUCCUGCAGCCUGACCCAGCCCAGGAGCGCCGACAGCGUCACAGCCCCUUCCCACACAGCUCCAAAGCCGUCCCAGGAUCCCAGAGCUUUGUGCCUCCCAGGCUCACUGAGGAUGAGCUGUGUUGGCUCCAGAGAACCUGGAUCCUUCCAGAAUCUUUAACAAUGCUUUCCCGGGAAACCACCAAGUGCACCUUUCUGGUGGGGUUUGCAUGGGGUGGGACCCAGCACAGGGAGCCACCGAGUCCUUUUCCCCUUGGAUCAGCGCAGGAAGCAGCUGGUUUGCAAAUGGGAUGGAGAGGAGCAGCGGGACAGAGCUGGUCCCACAGGUUGGCCCCCCUGCACCCCUGGCCAGCACAGAGCAGGUGUCACCCAGCCCUCCAAGGUGGCUCCCAGACAA
Messenger RNA from Hirundo rustica (Barn swallow), 2352 nucleotides. RefSeq names its product tyrosine-protein kinase ZAP-70-like. The record is from RefSeq and is a predicted model, not a curated record. Gene Ontology annotation, cellular component: cytoplasm; extrinsic component of cytoplasmic side of plasma membrane. Lineage: Eukaryota; Metazoa; Chordata; Aves; Passeriformes; Hirundinidae. The coding region runs from base 1 to 1830 and encodes 609 amino acids. Gene Ontology annotation, molecular function: signaling receptor binding; non-membrane spanning protein tyrosine kinase activity; ATP binding. The transcript has 12 exons. Gene Ontology annotation, biological process: cell surface receptor protein tyrosine kinase signaling pathway; innate immune response; protein phosphorylation.